Cladophialophora immunda is the source of this 1933-nucleotide messenger RNA. RefSeq lists its product as uncharacterized. Lineage: Eukaryota; Fungi; Ascomycota; Eurotiomycetes; Chaetothyriales; Herpotrichiellaceae. Bases 423 to 1643 code for a protein of 406 amino acids. The transcript has a single exon. The record is from RefSeq and is a predicted model, not a curated record.
CAGGUUUUUCUGCAGGCCACCGCCGAGUUUUGCGUCGAAUAUAGGGAAGGUUGACGCGAUCAAAAGGUACAUCCCGUUAGCUGUGAUGUUGUCGGCCAUGUCGGUUGGGUACAGGCGGGAAGUGGGCAAUAAACUGCCUUUUCCUGUUCGUUUUGCUUGAUGCAUCCGUCUACCAGCUUUUUUCCCGCAAGCUAUGGCUUGGAGAAUACUUGUGUCUAGUCUUCUAUGGUAAGGCUUCAUCCUCUCGCCCUUGACCUCAACGGUCUGCGUGCUCGCUUUUCAGCACUCCUCUGUGUUUGUAUUAGUCAAUUGAAUGCGCGAUGGAGCGGUCAGGUACCCAGCUGGAGCCCGAAGCAAGUCGAUAUCCGAGGGUGAUGGAGUGAGCUGUUCGAGCACAUAUACUCUGUCUGCUGCCCUCGUGGAUGUUCCUUUCUCUUCAGCUUUGCAUCGUCUCUCGUUCUAUCCCAACUACUCGCACACGUCGUCCGCAAACUUUCUCUCCAUCUCUCCCCAUGGCGACCAGGGGACUUGUCCUUGCAGCUCUGGCUGCCGCCGUCCUUGCCCAAACUCCGACAGAUCUAGUUACAGUCCUCAAUUCUACGAAAGGGGCUUCCACCAUCAGCGAAGUGGUGUCAGAAGUCCCCGGCUUUCUGGAUGCUAUUUCUGGGAAGACAAACCUCACCUUCCUUGCCCCAAACGAUACUGCCAUUGCAGAGUUUUUGAACACUCCGGCUGGACAGGCACUGGAGGAUGCUGGUGACGACUACCUCCUGAAUCUGCUCCUGUACCAUGUCAUUGAUGGAGGAUACAACAAUAUUACGGAUUACUACAUCUCUCCGACCCUAUUGACUUCAAGCAAUUAUACAAAUGUGACUGGCGGACAAGACAUUGGUAUCUACUACGACGAUGACGAAAAUGUUGUUGGCUUCUAUGGCGGGUUGGACUACAACCCCGAGGGACCUGCCACGCCAAUUCCUUUCUCUCAAGGAUGGAUCUAUCUCAUCAAUGGCGUACUGAAGAUUCCUCCAAGUGUCUCCGAAACCGUGACCUCAGGCGACUUCAACGGCAGCUCCUUCGUGACAGCCCUGAAUCAAACUGGCUUAACCGAACAAAUUGAUCUGCUCCACGAUGCGACGUACAUCAUACCUGUCAAUGACGGUUUCCAAGCUGUGGAGCAAGCUCUCUCUGAGCUGAGCACCGAACAGUUGGCUGAAGUGCUCAAAUACCAUGUGGUGACCGGCAAAGUCUGGCACUUUGACGACUUCCAGAACGGAACGCAGUUGACCACGUUGCAAGGCCAGUCUCUGACAGUCUCUAUUACCCCUGCAGGAGACUACUUUAUCAACAACGCCGGAAUCAACUAUGUCGACCUCGCAGUUUCUGAAGGUGUGGUCAUUUUCGUGGAUAAUGUGCUGAAUCCUAAUGCCUCUUGGACCCCACCAGUCAAUGGUACUGAGGACGGUGUGCCCGCCUGGCCGGUCUCUAAUGCCGCCAACAAUGGAAGCUAUGGCUCAGCUACGGCAACAGCUACCAGCACGCUUGCCACUGCUACCUUCACUGGUCUGGCUGCUGCACCGUUGAAGACUGGUGCUGUCGGUGCGGCUGCCUUAUUCGGUGGGGCUGCGUUGGCGCUUGUGCUGUAGGAGAUUGGGAGGAAUAAGGCCUCGUAAUAGCCGGAAGUAAUAGGAAAAAGCUGCUGUGAGUAGCGAGAGGAAGGGAGGGAGGAAGUCGAGAAAGUCGAGGGAGAAGGAGGCACAUGGCACAUACUGAGGGCGAUCUGGAAAGUCUUCGUGGCUGGUGCUUCUCACUCCACCGUAGUCUCUAUACCUAUGCAGAUACUGCCGAGCAUUGACCCAUAGUCUGCCAAUUUCCAGCUUGUUACAGCUCGCCUCAAUUUCCAAUGGGCAACUCACACCUCAACUUUCCAUGCCCC